GUUGACGUGAUGUCCGGAAGAGGCAAAGGAGGCAAAGGUUUGGGAAAAGGCGGUGCGAAGCGACACCGUAAAGUACUCCGUGAUAACAUCCAGGGUAUCACAAAGCCUGCAAUUCGUCGCCUGGCUCGCCGCGGCGGAGUUAAGAGAAUCUCGGGUCUCAUCUAUGAAGAAACUCGCGGGGUCCUCAAGGUCUUUCUCGAGAAUGUCAUCCGCGACGCCGUCACCUACACCGAGCACGCCAAGCGAAAAACCGUCACUGCGAUGGAUGUAGUCUACGCUCUCAAGAGGCAAGGACGUACGUUGUACGGAUUCGGCGGCUAAACUAACUUUGACCCAUUAACAUCAGAAUAAAAGGCCCUUUUAAGGGCCACUCACUGAUUCCAUGAGAGUUACUAGUCCGUAACCAUAUCGACUGCGCACCAUUUGUCACGUUCACGUGAUAUUGUUGCAUGAUCAUUCAUUGAGUAUCAUAAAACAAGUCUACUUGAGAUGAGUCCAGCCUCUGCCAAGUAGUGGUACACUUAUAAUCACUAUAAGAUGUACGACUUAAUACGAGUUCUGGGUGUGACUGCUUCAUGUCUGAAGAUAGCUGGGGAGGGCUCCAGUACUCUUGAAAACCUUGUGAGAAUGAGUCGCUCAGAAAAUGGAUAUAGUAAAUACUCUAUUUAAUUCACUGCUGAAAGUCCUCCAGAUUUUUAAAUUUUCCGGAAAAUUGAAAAUUUGCCGAAAAUAAUUCCGGAUAUUAGUUAACAUUGAACAAACGUGCGUUUGAGUUCGUUGUUUUGCUUUCACGAGCGUAGUGGAGGGAUUUGCGAGUUUGGACCCUACUUGUGUUCCGUAAUCGAGGAAGAUAUGACCAAUGAUCUGAAAAAGUUAACAGCAAAUGGAUUUAUUACAACGGAAUGUGCAAUACAGACGUCCCGGUCUUAUCUAGGUAUCUGCCGCACACGAGACGUGUGUCUUCUGGCAGGAUAGCCAAAGAAGAAGACAAGAGCUGCCCGGUAACACAAGGUUUUUAUAUGUAUGGGUCCAUGGUAAAGGUUCCUGCCCCCCCCCCCCCCCCCCCCCCGCAGUCUGGUCCUGGGCGGGGAUGGUAACUUUCCGCUCCUUAUCUGGUGUCAUUCAUCUCCACGGCAACACCUUGGAGAGGAGGAUGUCACCAGCCGGUAGUCUGCGUACAAAGAUCAAGGACAACCACCGGCUCCACAAGACAUCCUUGUCUGAUUAGCAAAUGGACAACACUUUAUCUGUUGUUUAAUUGUAUAAGGUCAUAUUUAAGCAAGCAAUGAAAAGUGCAAUAAAAGUAAAAUAGUCCUGAGCCAUGUUGAGGCACUAACACUAGUAACAGUAACGUUUCUCCCUUCGCAUUCUCAAGACGUCGCUUAUUUUGUGUGGUCUUGAGAUUAAUUUACGUGUUUAUUUAAUAAACGUUAAGUAAACAAGACCCUGGGCCCCUCUAGUGCUCACAUUUGUAUUUUCAGGAAUUUUCACAAGUCCACUUUCGUCUCUAUUUAAUAAAGUACCGUGGUAAUGCUCAAUUUGCUGUUUUUUUACUUAAAGAGGAAAUCCAAUGGUUUGCAUUAACAAUGUACCCAAUAGGUCAUGUAAUAUGUACUCUAUUUUGCAGGGAUGAGAAUUUUCCGCGGAUUUGCGGAAUUCUGAGGGUUUUUUUCAGCUGAAAUUGUCAUUUUUGUGAAACGUGUCAUUCUGUUGAGAACAUUUGGGGUUUGGGGUGGGUACGGCUUGAGGCGAGGAUGUGAUCAAGACCAGCCGCCAGCAUCUACCGGCAACACUCGUGAAAUUAGUCACAGCUGUGAUAGUGGAAAACAGCAUUGCUAGCAGUUUACAGCAUUGCUAUCUGUUUGUAUUAAAUUUGGUGUUUACAAUAAUCACAACAUUCCAAUUUCCAGCAGUAUUUCAUUGGUAUUUUCCACUCUGAUGUUAACAUUUCUUAGAGAAACAUUCUGUUUACUACGGCAUAGCAAUAAAUUACAGACAUACGUACGCAUAUGUUAUUAAGCGGUCUGCACGUUUGCCAGUAUGGCGAAAGUCUAGGAACGAAAAGAUGAAGAUUGUGCCAGGGAAAUUGAUUAAAAACCGCGGGGUACAAAAACCUGUUUCAGAUGAGCAUGGCUUGAAAAAAGUGUAACCGUGCAGAUAGGAACGAAAACUGUAUCAAUGUCUAACCGAGCACACACACAAGGUGGACAUUCACGGCAAAGAGCUGUGCACUCUGUGUUCCGGUAGGAGUGAAAAUCAUCCAGGAGCAUAUCCAAACUAGGAAACACAAAGCUAUAUAGAUCAACAAAUUGUGUACUUAUUUCUGAAGUAUAACUUGUAGCCUGUUUUAUAUAAAUUUCAUUGUCUACAUUUUUGUCUGAAGUUUGGCAAAAUUAUUUUGGUUGUUUGGACUCAUAUUUUAAGUUUUAAAAAUGUCAUGAUUGCCCUGUAUUCACUGUUAAAGUAACCAGAGGU
Syngnathoides biaculeatus (alligator pipefish) is the source of this 2475-nucleotide messenger RNA. RefSeq names its product histone H4-like. Gene Ontology annotation, cellular component: nucleosome. The record is from RefSeq and is a predicted model, not a curated record. Lineage: Eukaryota; Metazoa; Chordata; Actinopteri; Syngnathiformes; Syngnathidae. Gene Ontology annotation, biological process: nucleosome assembly. Gene Ontology annotation, molecular function: DNA binding; structural constituent of chromatin; protein heterodimerization activity.